Molecule: messenger RNA, 1686 nt
Organism: Chenopodium quinoa (quinoa)
Lineage: Eukaryota; Viridiplantae; Streptophyta; Magnoliopsida; Caryophyllales; Amaranthaceae
Product: tryptophan--tRNA ligase, cytoplasmic-like
Exons: 13
Coding region: 250-1464 (404 amino acids)
Biological process (GO): tryptophanyl-tRNA aminoacylation
Cellular component (GO): cytoplasm
Molecular function (GO): ATP binding; tryptophan-tRNA ligase activity
Source: RefSeq, a predicted model, not a curated record
ACAAAAAACACCAAAAAAAAAAAAAAGAAACUUUUAAAAAAAUAAAGACUGUUGAUAUUAUUUAGAUCAGACGGUUGACAUUAUAUGGCUCCCAUUAAUCUUCUUUCAUUCAAUUUAAUUUCCCUCGAUUCUCACUUUCACGCUGCUCAGCACUCUCCCACUCUCUAUCCUCCAUUGAAGCAGCUUCUGAGAUUUCGUAUUUGUAAGCAAGAUUCUUGGAUUUGGCAGUGGAAAGCUUAAGCAUUUUCAAUGGAAAAUGAUGGUGAGAAGAUGGAGGUAAAAGGAGACGAAGAAAAUGGACAAGUAGUGACUCCAUGGGAAGUAUCCGCCAAAGAAGGCGGCAAAAUUGACUAUGAUAAACUAAUCGACCAGUUUGGCUGCCAACGUCUUGAUUCUACUCUUAUUGAACGUGUUGAACGCCUCACUGGUCGUCCUGCUCACGUCUUCCUCCGCCGUGGCGUCUUCUUUGCUCACCGUGAUUUGAGUGAAAUACUUGAUGCAUAUGAAAGAGGGGAGAAGUUUUACUUGUAUACUGGUCGAGGACCUUCCUCCGAAGCGCUGCAUUUGGGGCAUUUGGUACCUUUCAUGUUCACAAAGUAUCUACAGGAUGCUUUUAAGGUGCCCUUGGUGAUCCAAUUAACAGAUGAUGAGAAAUGCAUGUGGAAAAACUUGUCCGUGGAAGAGAGUAUUAGACUUGCACGUGAAAAUGCGAAGGAUAUUAUUGCUUGUGGGUUUGACGUGUCCAGAACAUUCAUUUUUACCGACUUUAACUUUGUUGGUGGAAAGUUCUAUCAGAAUAUGAUCAAAAUUGCCAAGUGUGUCACACUAAACAAGGUUUUUGGUAUAUUUGGUUUUACUAAUGAAGAUCACAUUGGCAAAGUAUUUUUUCCAACAACUGAGGCAGCUCCUGCCUUUUCCAGUUCAUUCCCUCACCUGUUUGCUGGCCAAGAUAAUGUUCGGUGUUUGAUUCCUUGUGCAAUUGACCAGGAUCCUUACUUCAGAAUGGCAAGAGAUGUUGCUCCUCGGAUAGGAUAUCAAAAACCUGCAUUGAUCGAGUCUUCCUUCUUUCCUGCACUUCAGGGCGAGGCUGGAAAAAUGUCUGGAAGUGAUCCUAAUUCUGCCAUAUAUGUGACUGAUACUGCAAAAGACAUCAAAAAUAAGGUGAAUCGAUAUGCUUUUUCUGGCGGGCAAGAUUCUAUAGAAAAUCACAGAAAGUAUGGAGCUAAUCUAGAGGUAGACAUACCAGUCAAGUAUCUGGGAUUUUUCUUGGAGGAUGAUGCUGAGCUUGAGCAUGUUAAAACAGAAUAUGGUGCUGGAAGGAUGCUGACAGGUGAGGUAAAGAAACGGCUCAUUGAUGUUUUAUCAGAGAUGGUUGAAAGACAUCAACGAGCUCGGGCCGCUGUAACUGAUGAGAUGGUGGAUGCUUUCAUGGCCGCAAGGCCUCUUCCUCACAUGUUUGACUAAUGGGGGGAAACCAAUGGAAUUUAUGAUACAAGUGUGAAAUUUUGCAAUGGUUACUGGUUUAGAACGUUUAUUUAUGCAGUCAUUCAAAAUCGAAGGAUUUUUGGACUAAUUGUAGUCGUACAUAUACAUCAAUUUUGAAGCUCUGAAAUCCAAUACAUGUUGGCAACCAUGUAGUGUCGUUAAACAGUUGAUUCAAUGGAUUGUGUUGGGGAAAUCAUUGAA